Messenger RNA from Daldinia decipiens, 1243 nucleotides. RefSeq lists its product as uncharacterized. The record is from RefSeq and is a predicted model, not a curated record. The transcript is spliced from 3 exons. Bases 272 to 1243 code for a protein of 323 amino acids. NCBI's taxonomy places the organism in Eukaryota, Fungi, Ascomycota, Sordariomycetes, Xylariales, Hypoxylaceae.
ACUGCGUGAUUUCAGAAGUAGUCCUCGGGUUUGCACCCGCACCUCUCAUCCACUCCUCUCCCUGGUCGGUUGAUGAUCCGUAAAUGAUCCAUUGGCUUAUAAAAGGGCGAGGUGUUCACUGACGAGAGUUGUUCCUAUUGUGCGUAGAACAAACUCAACGAUUUCCGAGAACUUCACACUCGAUUCAGGUUUCCGCGGUUCAAAGUAACACGCGUCGAAAGAUCUUCUAUCGAAACAACGCCAUCCAGAAACUAGCUGCUUCAUUUCAGCAAUGGCGGGGUCAGCAAGUGAACCGCAGGGCGGCGUAAUGACCCAGAUAGCCCGAUCGGUGGGCUUCUCGAAGAGCUACAACUUCUGGCUAUGGGCUGUCUUCGGCGGUGUUCUGCUAGGGUUUUCCAUAUCUCGGUUACCAUACCUCGACUUCUACGGCGUCUUCUGCAGCGGCCCGGGAAUGGCCAGGGGUAACAUGGGAGCCGCCACACCUGGCGAGUGCUUCUACUACCUGAACCUCACUCUCGGCGGCCUCGCCAUCAGAACACAUCUAUGGUGUGUACUGCCCGCGGCUCUGCUCGCCUUCGGACAGUUCGUCCCCAUAUUCCGACGCAAGGCCCUGUGGCUCCACCGAAUCAACGGUUGGAUCUCGACCGUUCUAUCUCUCAUCGGCGCCUUUUCCGCCCUACCGAUGUUGAAGCACACGAUGGGUGGCAGUACCGAAACCCAGUCGAUGAACGUCCUGCUGCUUGUCAUCUUCGUCACUGCGGUCUACAAGGGAAUUGUUGCCGCUAAGAACCACAGGAUCCAAGAGCACCGCGACUACAUGUUACGUGCUUGGGUUUACGGUGGAUCUGUCAUCACCCUCCGACUUAUCAUGUUGGCCACCUCCAUCAUGAUGUCGUACAGUGGCAACUGGUACGUCGCCAUACCAUGCGACAAGAUCGAGUACUUGAUGGACGCUCAGAACGCCACCAUGGCUGAGUACCAAGCCAAGUACCCCGAGUGCGCACCUCAGUGGUCUGGGGAGGACCCGAACCGCCACGUUGCUGUUCGUGUAUACGUCCUCGACGACGACCCAGUGGGUGUUGCUGCCGCCCACUCCCACUGCUUCGGCAUGUCCGGUUAUGUAGCCAUCAUUCUGCACUUCGUGGCAGCUGAAACCUACAUCUACUGGACUUCGCCCGAGCGCAAGGUCUCUAAGGCCAUUCGAGCUAGCGAGACUAACCACGCUGCUAAGAAGGUGGAAUAA